This is a messenger RNA of Mytilinidion resinicola, 396 nucleotides long. RefSeq lists its product as uncharacterized. The coding region runs from base 1 to 396 and encodes 131 amino acids. Lineage: Eukaryota; Fungi; Ascomycota; Dothideomycetes; Mytilinidiales; Mytilinidiaceae. The record is from RefSeq and is a predicted model, not a curated record. The transcript is spliced from 2 exons.
AUGACGAACUCUCUGGAAUCCUCGAGGCCAAUCCUCGCCAACUCCUCCAACUACCGCGCCAGCACCCGCCUAUCCACCUACUCCGCUACUCCUACUCUCACACCUUCAAUUGCGCCCUCGCAUCUCUCAAACGCCUCGUCAACUGGCGGCGACCCCCGUGCACAUGACAUCAAGUCGUGGAACGCCGGCUUUGAGCGCCUCGAGGACAAGCGCCUCCAACAACAGCGCUACGUCGUGACCCCGAAGAAAAACGAGGACAUGAGCAAGCUGGCUCUAGGUGCAAAAUUAGAACGCGCCCUCGGUCGGCGCAUGACCGGCCAGGAUGCCGUCUUCGUGCAAAAGCACCGCAAGGCGGAGAGCUCCGAUCUGAUGGACGAGAAGAAGGUCAGCGCAUAG